AUGAACUCACCUACUGCGAUAGAGUUAAUCAACUCACGCAAGUUGCAUAUUGCACAGAUUAGGGAGAAGGCGAAAAAACUCUUCGAUAGUGGUAUUCCGGGACUCCAGAUUGCCUCGAUGAUCAGCAGCAGCUUCGAUGAAUUUCUGGAAUCUCUUGCUGCUGAAACUCUCGCCGGUUUUACGAAAGAACAAGCCAAACUGAUCCCGAAACAGGGAGCGAUGAUCGCCAUCGGAGGGACUGGUCGCGGCGAAAUGGCACCCUAUUCUGAUAUCGAUCUGCUCUUCCUCGAAGAAAAAAGUGGAACAUCUGAUUUCAACCAGUUCGUCAACACUUUUGUACAAAACUGUUGGGAUUCAAAAAUUCAAUUGGGACACUCCGUCCGCGAUGUUGCAACUUGCAUCACACUCGCACGUCAAGACCCACAAAUUGCAACCCCUCUUGUUGAAGCUCGCUUCCUGUGGGGGAAUGAGUCACUCUUUGACCGUUUAGUGACACAAUUCAAACAGCGAGUCCUCUUCUCUCGUCGCCGCAAGUUUAUUGAAGGUUGCUUGGAAGCACGCCAGGAAGGUUGGUCCGAAUAUGGACCGCCUGCCCAAGAACUGGAACCUGACAUCAAAUCAUCAUCAGGCGGCCUCCGCGAUUUGCACCUGAUUCGCUGGAUCGGUUAUGCCCGCUAUGGUGUCAAAGACAUUGACUCUUUAAGACUGAAAGGGGCUCUUUCAAAAGAAGAUGCCCGCAGCCUGAAACAGGCUUGGGAAUUCUUAACCCGACUCCGCAUCGACCUGCACUUCAGCGAUGGAGACGAACAGGAUCGCUUGACGAAAGAUGAGCAGUUACGCAUCGCUGAAGAACGAGGUUACACCGGCAGCGACAAACAACGUCCUGUCGAGCAGUUUAUGCAGGAGUAUUUUCAUUACAGUUCCAGUUUAGCUGCCAUCACCCGGAGAUUUGUCGCUAUCGAGCGUCCACGAACGUUGGCAGAGAAAACACGUGAUGUCGUCAUCGGACACCGUGCUGAAGGGAUGUUCUAUGUUGGCUCAGAUCGUAUUGAAGUUGCGGACCGCUAUGUAGACCGCGUCUGUCGGGAUGUCGAAUCAAUGUUGCAGCUCUACAAAGCGGCUGCACUUUAUGGUGUCUUGCCAUCUCCCAAGAUUGCUGAAGCCAUUAAAGAUCACUUACCUGACUCGCCAGACGAGCUCUCUGAACGUUCAGCGAAAUCUUUUAUUGAAAUUUUCAAAUGCAAAUCGGCCUUAGGCCCAAUCUUGCGCAGUAUGUUUCAAACAGGAUUGCUCGAUCUAGUUAUCCCGCAAGUGACGCACAUCCGAGACCUGUUGCAGUUUAACCAAUACCAUCACUUCACAGUCGAUGAACACACACUGAGAGCUGUUGAAGCAGUAACGCGAUUUGAAGAAGACCAGGGACCGGCCGGGGCGGCUUAUCGAGAAAUUCGCCAUCAGGAAGUUUUACACCUGGCGGUCCUUCUGCAUGACAUUGGCAAGGGAAUGGGAGGCGAUCACAGUGAGAUCGGAGCUGACAUCGCGAUCGAAGUCGGCACGAGAUUACGCAUGCCUGUUUAUCAGAUCGAGCAGGUCUCGCUGUUGGUGAAACUGCAUUUGGUAAUGGCUGACAUCGCUUUCCGUCGUGACAUUACCGACCCCGAACUGCUGGUCAAUUUCUGCCGACAGAUCGGGUCACCUGAUGUCUUAAGAAUGCUCUAUACCUUGACAAUCGCAGAUGUCUCAGCAGUUGGUCCAGGCACUUGGACCAGCUGGAAGGCAAACCUGCUGACCGAACUCUUCGAUCGCUGCCUCGUCAUUCUGAGCGGAAAACGCUACGUCUACGAUGAACAACAACGUAUUCAGGAGACACGCCUCAAAGUCACCAAGUGCCUCGCUGAGAGAGGAGAAGAUAAAGGAACACUCGACUGGGUCACUGUGCAACUUGCUGGUUUUUCUGCCUACUAUUUGACCUGCACCCCACCUGAGCAAAUUGCUGAUGACUUGCAGAUCAUGGAACGAAUCAGCGACAAAGGGGUCGAGGUCAUUGCCAGUUGGGAUGAGCAGACCAAUUCCAUGGAAUACCGCGUUGUCUCCGCUGAAAAAGAGAUUCAGUCGGGCUGUUUCCACAAAAUGGCUGGUGUACUCACCGCCAAACGACUUGAGAUCCUCUCAGCCGACAUUAAUACAUCUGCCAGUGGGAUCAUUAUUGAUAGCUAUCGCGUUGUCGAUCCUGAUUACACGGAUGAACCACCACAGUCUCGCGUCGAUGAAAUCGCAAAUGCUUUACGCUCAGUUCUGUCUGGUGAAACAUCCGUUGAAGAACUCUUCAUUCGCAAUUCCCGCUUUGGGUCAACGACGAAUGCAAACCCGGUUUCUGAACUUCCACAACUUGUCAAAAUUGACAAUGACUCCUCUGACAGUCGGACCAUCUUUGAUGUUUUCGCCACAAAUCGACCAGGGUUGCUCUAUACCUUGACGCUAGCUCUGUACGACAUGCAUGUCUCCAUUGACAUGGCAAAAAUUUCGACACAUUUCGAUCAGGUGAUCGAUGUCUUCUACGUUCAGGAGCAAGAUGGAAAAAGAAUUCGCACCGCUGAGCGAUUGCAAGAAAUCAAAGAUGGCUUGCAGCGAGCGCUCGAUGAUUUUGAUAGCCAGGAACAUCAAAAAUUUGAACGUGGUUCGACUUUGACCUUGAAGAAAUCAUGA
This is a messenger RNA of Durusdinium trenchii, 2706 nucleotides long. Lineage: Eukaryota; Dinophyceae; Suessiales; Symbiodiniaceae. The record is from the annotation of a GenBank genome assembly.